Messenger RNA from Aspergillus chevalieri, 1518 nucleotides. RefSeq lists its product as uncharacterized. The transcript is spliced from 3 exons. The coding region runs from base 1 to 1518 and encodes 505 amino acids. The record is from RefSeq and is a predicted model, not a curated record. Gene Ontology annotation, molecular function: DNA-binding transcription factor activity. Gene Ontology annotation, biological process: regulation of DNA-templated transcription. Lineage: Eukaryota; Fungi; Ascomycota; Eurotiomycetes; Eurotiales; Aspergillaceae.
AUGACCACCGAAAACAAACAUAAUCUUCUGAAGCUCCUGUCCGCACGGUCUUAUCUCCCGGUUGAUGAGAAACCAUCGGCAGCCCGAGACUCGGCAAGUUCUUCGACAUCUGCAGUCGAAAUUAUCACUAGUCCAGAGCAGUCGCAUUUAUUACCAAUGGACUCUACUAGAGUCACUCGUCAACGGCGAUCGUCCAGGAAUGUGGGGAGACCGAGGUUGGAUGCACAGGGCACAGCGGUUUUGUCAGAGAGUCGUCGGAAACAAAUUCGACAAGCGCAGAAGACAUAUCGGCUCAAGAAAGAAGCUGCUUUGCAGAAUACUCAGGCACGACUCGCGGAACUAGAGCAAAAGAUUAAUGGGAUAUUCGAAGCCUUCUCCGAUCUAUACGAUAUCGCGCUUGACUCUGACUUGAAGAGCACUCAUCCUGCGCUUUUUGAUCAUUUUCAUGGAGUUAAACGUCUCUUUACUACAGACGUGGGUCGAUUUCCUACAAGUUCAUCAGGACCCUCAAGUACCAGUCGUCAAGGUAACGCACAAAAAUGCGCCACAUUAGUACCAGAGGGCGAUAGUAGCUGCGGCAGAAGCACUUCUCAACAAAAUGUCUUCGGGUAUUGUCCACUGCCAUCCAUAAGCUCCCAGUCUAUGGAAACCACUCCGGAGACUGUUUCAUUGUCCCCUGAUGACCACAACGAAGAAGACAGCCAACCCGAUAGCAAUAACAGUGCCUGGCAAUCUUUCGGGAAUUUCAUUUACACUUACUGCUUCCAGGAGGCCGAGUUCUCGCGACGUCUUCAACGCUAUUGUUUGGAAUAUGCAUUCCGCUUGUUCAGCGACCCACGCUCCCAUCCGAAUCGCAUAUAUCAAGUCUUCCGCCUGGUCCCUUGCAUCCAGAAUAAAGCCAAGAUGUAUCCUUACUUCAAGCGGCUUGUUAUGGCUGCCUCUGGGGAGUCAUUGGAGAUCCAAGCUCUCCCUUUCUACUGCAUUGGUGGCGCAGGAACGCACUACCCUUUGUUUGAUGACACGGGAAAUCCAAUCUAUCCUCCGAAAAUGAGACUUCCAAAGAGGCUACUUGGAGUCUUGCCUGUGGUAAGAUGUGCCUCCGAUGUUGAAUCAAAUUGGGAUACGGAUCGGUUACUCGAGGUUUGCGGGUUCGGUGGUCAGUGGCUUGAUUGUCGAGACGUGGAAGGCUUUCUCAGUGCUCGUGGCGUUCAACUCGAAGAAUCAUCCCUGUUUCCGCGAGUGGAAGGCCUCCUUGAAAGAGAAUGCCAGUCUGUUUCAGCUGAACCUUCGCACUCAGAACAAUCAACUGCAAGCGGCGGAGACCAAUCGGAGCAAAAUGAACCAGCAAGCAACAUAUCAUCCCCACCCAAAUCACUACAUCAAUACACCCUGGAUAUUGAAAGAUUCUUUCUCUAUCUCCUCCAAGGAAUGGUUAUUUUAGGCCGCGUGCCAGGCUUCAGACAAAGUGACGUUGUAGCUGCCUUUAGUGCUUCUCUACAACUACAAGUUUCGUCCUGA